Messenger RNA from Lachancea lanzarotensis, 531 nucleotides. It is a transcript of the gene SRN2, whose product is annotated as LALA0S07e05050g1_1. The transcript has a single exon. The record is from RefSeq and is a predicted model, not a curated record. Lineage: Eukaryota; Fungi; Ascomycota; Saccharomycetes; Saccharomycetales; Saccharomycetaceae. Bases 1 to 531 code for a protein of 176 amino acids.
AUGGAAGGACCUGAUUUGCCACCUAGAUUAACUGGAAACAGCACGAAUAACAUUGCUGAGGAUGACUGUGAAAUGCCUGAAAAUAUAAACUUGGUUCCAGCGAAGGUGAUCGCGCAAUUGGCCUCAGAAGAUCGAGAACACUUGACGGACUAUGUGAUGCGAUUUGAGAGCUGUCAGGACGUGGAAAACAGCAAUUCAGAGCUGGAAAAAAAACUCAAUCUGCUUUUGGAAGGAUUUGAAAGCACUGAGGAGCGUCGUGAGCGUUUGCAACAAAAAUUGAGCGAGGUCGAAAGGCUGGAAACCGAAUAUGAGAGCAGCUGGGCCAAAUUGAAUACUUUGAUGGCCACAACGUAUAGUGACCAAGCGUUGGGCUUGAAAAUGCAAAAAGAGCUGGGAGAUCUGGAUUCACAGGCUGCAGCGUUGGAAUCGAACCGUGACCUGGAAAUUGACAAUUUCAUCGCCCAGUACUUGAAAGUCCGAAAUCGGCAUCAUCACAAAAGGGAGAUACUGUACUGUUGGCAGCACAGCUGA